This is a messenger RNA of Tauraco erythrolophus (red-crested turaco), 447 nucleotides long. RefSeq names its product transmembrane protein 207. NCBI's taxonomy places the organism in Eukaryota, Metazoa, Chordata, Aves, Musophagiformes, Musophagidae. The record is from RefSeq and is a predicted model, not a curated record.
AUGCAGAGACCUGGAGCUUUGUGUUUCACUUCAUGGAUCACAGGAACAGGAGCUCUGUGUUUAAUCUUCUUACAGUUAGCAGACUCUGAGUCCAACUGUGAGCUCGGCGAGAGGUGCGUCAGGCAGAGUGAUGAAAACUUUAGCAGCUGGUAUGUGUGGUUCCUGAUGUUGUUUUUCCUGGCCUCGCUCCUGUCCUGCGGGAUCUGCUGCUGCCUGCGUUGCUGGCUGAAGCGGAGGAGCUGCCCCCCGCCCCGACACACCUUGGCUGUCUUUGCACUCAGCAGCUCGGAUGCCUUUUGUGUGAGUGAAGUGCCUCAGUGCCCGUUCUCUGGAUCUUCAAGCCUCUGCAUGACUGCGGAGAUAUCCUCUUCUGUCCCACGGUUCAGCCUCGGGGGAACUGAAUUGCCUCCAUCCUAUGAGGAUAUUAUGAAGGAAAACAAGCUCUAG